GUCUGGCAGGGAUCCAGCUGUACCCAACCAACCGAGCCCUCCUCCCCUCCUCUCUCCCCACGGCGGCGGCGACGCGGCGGCGAGGAAAGAACGCGUGCGCCUCUUCCUUCACGACCCACCCCCGCCUCCUCGGCCCGCUCGCGCCCCCCAUCGAGCGCUCUCCGCCGGCCAAGGGCGCCUCCGCGCCUCCUUCCGCCGGAGCGGAGCUCGCCGCCUGCCCGGCCCCCCCACCGCGAAGGGGUUCCGUCUCUCGCGCCCGCCGCCGUCUUCGUCGUCCCCCUCCUCCUCGGCGCUAGAGGACCGGCGCGGGGAGGGGAUCCAUCCGGGCCUGGACAGGCCUCUCCUUCACCUGCCAGUUGUUGAACUCAGAGUUAGACAAUGGAUCUGGAGACAGAGAAUCGUCUGGCAUCUUUACUACUUGAAGAGGCACGGAGAUUACAGAUAGAGGCUGACAGGGAAGGUGUUCAUGCAUAUCUACGAAAGCCUAAUGUAAGGCAUCGUCCAAACUCACGGUUCCUCACAGCGACUGUUCGUGGAGUUCAGCAAGCAAACCGUGUUGUGGAGAUCAAUGAAAUGUGGCGUGCUAGGGAAAAGGAGCUGGAGUUGGAGUCAAAGAUGAAAGGCAGAAGUAAAGAUUGUGAUGAUUCUAGAGGCGAGAAGCGCAAAAGUGAAAUGAGAAACCAUAGCUCCAGCUCAAGGGUUGAACAAGAAGGGACCACUUAUAGUACUUCUUACUCAGACCAGGAGGAUGGUCUCAAGGAAGACGAAAUUGAAAGAUUUCUUCAUUCAAGGGUGAAACGAGGACGUGGGGCCAUUGGUUCUAGGAUGGACGAGCCUGGUCCAUACCUUGAUUCUUCAUCCCGUUGUCAUGAAAACGGACCUAGUCCUGAUAUACGUUUGGAAGAAAAAUGGGAACGUCGAGUACAAGGCCCAGAAAAGCCUUUGUUUUUGAGGUCCAAGUCUCCUGAUGAUCAUUGGUGCAAGGAAACGUUGGACGGAAGGGGAUCGAGCUCUGAACCACAGAGCAAGAAGGAAAAGAAAAGGAAGUCUGAGAAAAAAGAGAAGAGGGAUAAAAGGAAGGAAAAGGACACGAAGAAAUCCAAGCAUCGCCAUCACCACCAUCACAAAAGCCGAAGAAGGGAGUGAAUGAGUGGUCUUGCCUGUUAGCGAGAUAGAAAUGUACACAAUGGUUCUGCCCUGAAAGUGGCAGUGACCUGAUUGUUGCUGUAACUUGAAACUGUAUUGUAUAGAGAACUUGGCAUUGUGUAGAUUGUGGAAUGGACUAUGCUUCUUAUAAUACCACGUUGUUGCAAUUUCA
Messenger RNA from Panicum hallii, 1318 nucleotides. RefSeq names its product protein FAM133-like. Lineage: Eukaryota; Viridiplantae; Streptophyta; Magnoliopsida; Poales; Poaceae. The transcript is spliced from 4 exons. The record is from RefSeq and is a predicted model, not a curated record. Bases 379 to 1146 code for a protein of 255 amino acids.